Laetiporus sulphureus 93-53 is the source of this 2167-nucleotide messenger RNA. RefSeq lists its product as uncharacterized. The transcript has 5 exons. Lineage: Eukaryota; Fungi; Basidiomycota; Agaricomycetes; Polyporales; Laetiporaceae. Bases 162 to 1871 code for a protein of 569 amino acids. The record is from RefSeq and is a predicted model, not a curated record.
CUAUCCGCCGUUCUGUUCAACGGGGCGCCCAUCUUUACUGGGCUGUGGUCUCGAGAUAAAAGGCGUCUGACAUUCCGCCCUCCCUUCCUCACCUCCCCAAACAACAACCGCUCUAUCUACUUGCACACUAGCUCUUACCAGUACAAUGGAUCAACCCAAAAAUGUCUGACUUGACCAUCGAAGGCGUCCCCCUGGCUUUCCUGCAGCUUUGCCAGUCCAGUUUUGAGAAUGCGAAGAUUGAGUCCAACAAGCCCAAGGACAAGGUCGACCAGACCCGCCUCACCAAAAACUAUCCCGACGCCUACACCGACACCCACGGCCUGCUCAGCGGCCAGCCCUUCAUCGUCAAGACCGGCCCUGCCUGGCCCAAGCGCCAGGACGGUCCCAAUGCCCAACCCUUCCGUCGCGAGUUACGCCCCGUCAACGGCCAUCCGAUCGCGUCCUCCUGGGACGGCAUCCUCACCGACAUCGAAGUGUACCUCAAGGAAGCUAGGCUGGCGUUCACCGCUGUCAUGCCACUUGGCUUCGCCAACGUCGGAUCGAAGAAGCCCUUCUGCCCGCUGGUGGUGGCCAUCGGUGUGGAGCCCGAGACCGUGGCCUUCGAGGACGCGAAGGCCGUCGCCGCGUCCGUCAAGAUCAACAUCCUCGCCAACGCCGGCUUCGACGACAUCGACGUAGCUGUGUGGGAAUUCACGACGUCCCUCUCCGGUGCUGGAGCCAAGCUCCCGUCCCUCGACCCCGAGCUCGACGGGCCCGUCACCGAGUUCCGGCACCCGUUCGCAUCCACCCUCGGCAUCGCCGUAGCGCCCCUCAAGCAGCCCGGGUACGAGGGCUCUCUCGGCAUGUUUCUCACCCCCGGCGACGGCGACGAACUCCUGGCUCUGACUGCUGCCCAUGUCGCGCGCCCCCUCUCGAUCUUCCCCGACAAUAAGGGUUUGUCGGUAAAGGCGGCCGACAGGCACCACGAAGAGAUCAUCGCGCUCGGGUACGAGGCGUACCAGCUCGGAAUCAAGCGGAUCCAGACCGAGGUCGGAAACCUCCAGCAGGGCAUCAAGGCGGAGGAGCUGAGGGCCCAGGGGCUGCAGGGUCGGCUGGAUGGUGGUGCGGUAGAUACGAACGAGAGGAUCGCCCCUGGGAUCAGGGCCGCCGGGCAGAACGUGGAGAUUGCGAAGGAGACCAUUAAGCAGCUGAACCUUCUCCACAGCCACGUCACCCAGUAUAUGCCUAUCCGCGACAACCGCUGCAUCGGACACGUCUUGUAUGCCGACCCCAUCGGCGCCUCCUCCGAUGGGCCCGACGGGUACACCAGGGACUGGGCUGUCGUUAAGAUCGGAAAGGACGCAUUCGCCGACGAUUUCCAGGGCAAUACGAUUUAUAUCGGCGACAAGUUCAAGGAGCAAACUUUCCUGGACAUCAUGUUUCCCAACGUCGCCGACCGCGAAGGCUACGGAUACCCGGAGCAUGGCCUGCUCCGCCUCCGCGGCGUCGUUCCCUUGGACGAGAUUCUCAACCCCAAGCAGCUCGACGCCAACGGCGACCCCGCCAUGGCGGUGGUCAAGAACGGGAGGACUACAGGAACGACUGCGGGUUGCAUGAGCGGCUUGAAGUCCCUCGUUCGUUAUUACAAGUUCAUCGAUAUCGAGUUCACAUCUCGCGAGCUCACCGUCGUCCCCUACGACGGCGCGCGUGGCGCCUUCUCGGAUGCAGGCGACUCGGGCUCGAUCAUCGCCGAGCGGGGUGGCCGCAUCGUCGCCCUGCUGACCGGCGGCGGCGGCAUCACCAACGCUACCGAUGUCACCUUCUGCACCCCCUACUGUGAGCUCGAGAAGCGCAUCAAGGAGGUUUUACCCGGCGUCCGCCUCCUCGAUUAGGCUGGUCUCCGGUCGCGAGCUCGCACUCGGCGCGCAACGGGCUCCCCGACGAACCCGCAUAUACCCCUCUCACCUCGUUUUCUCCUUUCGUCUCGCCUCGUCUUCUCUUCCUCGCCCCGUCUUCCUCGCCUCGUCUUAUGUUUCUCGGCUCGUCUUCUCUUUCCCGGCUGGUCUUUACAUUCACGCUCGUUGUUUCCCCUUUCCGUUUUCCUUUCCGUCCCUCUCGUUAUUUACUCGAGAAGCGCCGACUGUCGCCGGCAGCAGACCUUGCGACUGAAUACCGGAAGUGGUUGGAA